AUGGCCACUUUCUUUGAAUUCAUCGCUGACUACCACCACUCCAAGAUCCGCAAUAAACGGCUGGCCAAGCUUGGUUCCCAAGCGUCAAAUACAGCUCAAUCCAGCUCCCGGUCGCCGUCUGGUGAAAACGAUUCGGAAGCCAUGACCUCCUCUCCUGUCCGAGAACCCACAUCCCAAAGACCGCAGAUCAGUAUUUCAAGCAGCCAAGCUCCGUCAUACCCGCCAACAUCAUCGCAGUCAGAUAUGCGACAACCUAACGAAGAGGCACCUCGAAUACGAAUCGGAGCUCAACCGUCCCAAAGCAAGGCGAAGUCUCCCGAUGUGUCCGGUACCACCACACCUCGAGUACCCCCGCAAUCUAGUGAGACAAUUAAAGAUUUUGAGGACAAGACAUUGAGAGCUGUCUUUCGAGUUACGCUGGAUGAAAGUCGACGUGUUGAUGUUCAAGGGCAGAAGCUUAGUUAUCUCGUUGGGCUAGUGCAAGAACUUCAGGAGCAGGGCCAGGCACUCCGUAUGAAUAUUGACGUUUUAGAUCAGGCGCUUCUCGAAGCUGCAUCUAACACCGACAAUGGCAAACCCAUGGAAUACUUGCUUCCAUGUUGGAAGAGGGUAACAAGGCUAUAUAAAGGAUUCCGAAAGCAGAACGCGGAUGACCGCAAGUAUGUCAUAGUUUCGGAGGCAAGACGACUGUGCAUGAGUUAUUGUAUUUUUGCGGCGACAAUUCCGGAGAUGUUUGGCCUUGGGACCCCUCCAUCUUCUACGCUCAAACCUCACCUCCUUCGAGAUCCGGAGGAUGACUUGGGGCUAUGUCACGACUUUAUUACAGAAGCCGUUAAGAGAUCGAAUGAAGAUGAAACGAUUCUUCCUGCUUUCGUUGGAGCUGUUGAAGAAAUGAGCCAUGACCUUUCUAGCUUAACUUUGAACAUGGAUUACAAACCCUAUGUGAUGGCACUGCGAAACCUUGUCCGGUUUCCUCCAUUGGCUGUCGCCAUCACUGAGUCGGAGCUGCUGAACACUCCUGUCAAUGCUGAGCAAUUCGAAACUGCGACACUUCUUGGACCCUGGUUUCGCCUCUCUCCUUUGCAACGUGAUGUGCCACUCAAUUACUUUUCAAGCCCCAAAACUCGGGACCAGGGAUUUAUAGUCAACUCACAAAGAGCAGUGCGCAUGAUGCAACAAUUACUUAGUUCAGAUCUGUUGGAUAUCAUCAACCAGCUUAUCCGAGCUUCGAAAUCCGCAAGGGAACGUGUCCUUGACUGGUUUGCGGCAUCCGUUAACCUCAACCACAAGAGAAGAGCACUUCAAGUUGAUCCCAAGACAGUCUCUUCGGAUGGCUUUAUGUUUAACAUCACGACAUGCCUCGACCAACUCUUCAAUAUGAGAGAUGAAACCAAGAUUAAUGCUGACCAGCACGCUUCGGAUGCAUUUUAUGACCAAGUCGAGGAAGGAACAUCAAAUUUCAUUACUGAAAUAUUUUUCUUGACUGUCGCUGCUCACCACUAUGGUAGCGAAUCGUUAACGGCAAAGUUGGAGCAACUGGAGAAAGACCUUCGCCAUAUGGAAACCCAAAUUGAUAAGUUGGAACUUGAGAGACAUAAGUGGAAGUCUAAUCCAAUUCAGCUCAGAAUGUUUGAAGACGCGUUGAAAAAGUACAAAGACAAAUUUGAUCUUGGUCUUUCGUUCAAGUACACCUUACAAGGCAUCUUACUAGACGAUAUAUGGCAGGCCCGGUCUAUGCAAGUUAUGCGAUACGUCAUUGUUUGGCUCUUGCGAAUUGCAUCAGGUCGUAAUUUCCCGACGGAGGCUCUGAAACUACCGCUUCCUGAAAACCAACCAGAUAAUUUCAAAUGUCUCCCUGAGUACUUCGUGGAUGAUGUUGUCAGCAGCUUCAAAUUCAUCAUGUGGAGUAUGCCUCAUGUGAUAACCUCCACGCAAGGUGAUGAGUUGAUCAUGCUGUGCAUCACAUUUCUGCAGAGUUCGGAGUAUAUCAAAAACCCGUAUCUCAAAGCUGGAUUGGUUACGAUACUCUACAGAGGGACCUGGCGACGGCGUAAUGGUUCCAGGGGCGUUCUUGUUGACCUCCUCAAUUCCUUACCUUUCGCCACAGAGCAUCUACUUCACGCCUUGAUGAAAUUUUACAUAGAAGCGGAGUUUACAGGGACACAUACGCAAUUUUUUGACAAGUUUAAUAUUCGAUACGAGAUCUUCCAGAUUAUCCAAUGUAUCUGGCCGAAUCCUGUCUACCGAGACAAGCUUCAUAAUGAAGCCAACUGGAACCUUGACUUCUUCGUUCGCUUUGUUAACCUCCUUUUGAACGAUGUUACAUUUGUACUCGAUGAAUCCUUUACGGCUUUCUUGACGAUUCAUGAUCUGCAAGUUGAGCUUAGGCGCGAAGGAUCUAAUAUGGAGCAGAAUGUUCGCCAGCAAAAGGAAGAACAACUCGCUGCGGCACAAGGCCGAGCAAAAUCUUAUAUGCAGCUCACAAAUGAAACGGUGGCCAUGCUUAAACUCUUCACGGAGGCAUUGGCUGAUUCAUUUACAAUGCCCGAGAUCGUACAGCGCCUUGCUGACAUGUUGGAUUACAAUUUAGACGCUAUGGUUGGCCCCAAGAGCGCAAACCUCCGGGUUGACAACUUGGCGGAGUAUGGCUUCAAACCCAGGUCGCUUCUAAGUGAGAUUGUCGAUGUGUACCUGAAUCUUAUGGACAAAGAAAACUUUGUCGUGGCUGUUGCCCGUGAUGGCCGAUCCUAUAAGCCGUCGAACUUUGAAAAAGCAGCUGAAAUCCUCCGUAAAUGGGCACUGAAACCGCAGGAGGACCUCUCCAAGUGGGAACAACUGCAGACCAAAUUCAGGGUUGCCAAGGAAGCCGAUGAGCAAGCUGAAGAGGAUCUUGGAGAUAUUCCUGACGAAUUCCUAGAUCCCUUGGUGUAUACUCUCAUGGAAGACCCUGUUAUUCUUCCUAGCUCUAAGGUUUCCAUUGAUCGUUCUACCAUUCGAUCCCAUCUUCUCAGUGACCCAAAUGAUCCAUUCAAUCGGGCCCCAUUGAGCAUCGAGGACGUUAUUCCUGAUACGGAGAUGAAAGCUAAAAUAGAAGCUUUUAAAGCCGAGAGAAAGGCUGCAAAAUUGGCAGCAAUGACUGCCUCUGCUCUUGAAACCAUGGAUACGACUGAUGGCUAA
Molecule: messenger RNA, 3177 nt
Organism: Histoplasma mississippiense
Lineage: Eukaryota; Fungi; Ascomycota; Eurotiomycetes; Onygenales; Ajellomycetaceae
Exons: 6
Coding region: 1-3177 (1058 amino acids)
Biological process (GO): protein polyubiquitination
Cellular component (GO): ubiquitin ligase complex; nucleus; cytoplasm
Molecular function (GO): ubiquitin-ubiquitin ligase activity
Source: RefSeq, a predicted model, not a curated record